GCCGAAUGUUAUUAACUUCAUUUGUUUACAUUUAUCUUUUAAUAAUUUGUUUAAAAAUCGUUGACUAUCAAUUAAGUCGACAAAUAUACAAACGAAAUCAUGACUAAUAGUAAUUUGAGUGAAACAUUGAUAGAGUUUGUCUUAUUGGAGGUGAUACAGAGACCACCAAAACAAGGACAAUACGUUAUGCAAAUUAUCUACGAAAUGUGUUUCCAUCUACAGACAUAAAUCUCUUAGAAUUGGGUGCUAAAACUAUGGGACGAUUAGCUUCCUCAUUAGGAAUUAAAAGAGGAGAAUAUGUGGAGACUGAAAUAAAAAGAUGUUUCGAAUGGCUAGCUGAAGAAAGAAAUGAAGGCAAACGAUUAUCGGCUGUUUUAAUUUUGAGAGAACUGGCUAUAUCUAUGCCAUCAUAUUUUUUUCAGCAAAUAAAUGGAUUCUUCAAUCAUAUCAUGAGAGCACUUAGAGAUCCUAAAGAUCAAAUACGAGAAGCUGCAGCAAAAGUUUUGAGGGCUGCUUUUGCAGUAACCUCUCAGAGAGAGCAGCCAGAGCAAAGUAACAAAGCUCAUUGGUAUAUUCAAUGUUAUGAAGAAGCAGAGACAUCAUUUGGUGAUCAUGCUAUUAGAGAAAGGGGAUUGAACAGGGAUGACCAUGUGCAUGGAGCUUUAUUAAUUCUAAAUGAAUUACUCAGGUGCUCAAAUGCAGCAUGGGAGAAAAAAUACACUUCUCUAAUGCAAAAGCUAGACCCUGAUUUAGAUUCUCAUGAUGAAAUGUCUUCUCUCAGUCCUAAAAUUCAGGGUUCAUGGUCAUUGUCACAUUAUUCAGAUGAAAAAAAUCAACCUCUAAUAUUUGAAUCCAGUAUUUGCAAGAAAUUAAUUGAAGAUAAUUGUGAAAAAAUCUCAGCUGAUGUAAUGGCUCAGCAAAUAUCAAGAGCUCAUAAUGUGCAUCAGAUGCUCCUUCUGUUAAUACCUCGAUUAGCUGCCUUCAACAAAGAAACUUUUGCUAAAAGACAUCUGAAGUCAACGAUAAAUCAUUUGAUAACAUUCUUACGUGGUAGAGAAAAAGAAAAGGCCAUGGCUUUCACCACACUUGGCUUGGUUUGUGUAGCUAUGGAAUCAGAUGUACAACAGUAUCUCUCAAGAAUUAUUGAUAUUAUCAAAUUAACCCUGCCAAUCAAAGAAACACAGAAAAAACGUAACGGAUCUGAAACACCAUUAUUUCAUUGUGUUACAUUACUAGGAUUUGCCAUGAAAGAGAAUGUAGCAAAUGAAGUUAGAGAGCUGCUAGAUUCUAUGUGUUUGACAGGCUUAAGUCCACAAUUAACAACUUGCUUUAAAGAACUAAGCAAUAAUUUACCUUCUUUAAAAAAAGAUAUAACUGAUAAAUUAUUGAACAUGCUAUCUUUAAUAUUGAGAAAGAAACCUUAUGUUUCUACCAACGAAAAUCACAAAGGUGUCUUCACAACUGCUUUGCUAGCAGAACCUCAUGAUGCCAAUAAAUUAGUAUUGGCUUUGAGGACUCUAGGUUCUUUUGAUUUUGAAUGGAAUAACACUUUGAUGUCCUUCAUCAGAAGGUGUACAGAUCAUUAUCUGCUGUGUGAUCAUCACGACAUUCGGCUAGAAGCAGUAAAGACAGCUGCAAGAUUAUUAACGAAAGCUGUGGAGAGAUGCGCCCAGAUAAAUUCACGAACUUUAAAUUUAAUGAUUGAUGAAUCCAUAGGUAAAAUUUUGUCUGUUGGACGAUCAGAUUUUGAUCAUGAAAUACGCUACAGAGUACUUGAGGUGUUUAUGAAUCCAGUAUUUGACAGAUAUCUUGCUGUAGAAGAACAUCUAAAUUGUCUUUUUGUUUCUAUUAAUGACUCGAAUUCUGAAGUUGGAGAACUAGCACUGUGCAUUUUUGCAAGAUUGAGCAAUCUCAACCCAAGCUAUACCACACCAACAUUGCGUCAACUGUAUGUACAAAUUCUAAUAGAUUUGCAACAUUCAGAAUCUCCGCGGAAUAAAGAAAAAGCUUUACGAAUGAUAAAUAAUAUUAUAUCUCAUGCUCCCACAAUUACACGUCAAUUUGUUGAUACAAUUCUAAAUGUGCUUAUACCGAAACUGAAAGAAAAGGACAGUAAUUCCACUAUGAUAUCUACAGUACUAAAGGCCAUCGGAGAUUUGGCAGAGGUUAAUGGUGGUGGACAUGCUUUAAAUAAAUGGUUAACAGAAUUGAUUUCUACUCAAAUUGAAAUCCUGGCAGAUCCUAAUCAAAUCGAAAAGAGAAGUGUUGCCCUAUGGUCUUUUGGUCAAGUUGUAAGUGCAACAGGGCACGUGGUCGCUCCAUACAUGGAAUAUCCCAAGCUAAUGGAUCUUUUGCUAAAUUUCUUAAAAACGGAACAGCAACUUCGAGAAAUACGCGAAACUGUUCGGAUUUUGGGAUUGUUAGGAGCAUUAGAUCCAUAUAAAUAUAAAGUAAAUCAAGGAUUAAUAGAUUUCCAAACUGUGUCUACUUUGAUACCUAUAAGGGAGCCGUCAGUCGAUAGUUUUGAAUCUAAUAUCAGUGAAAUGUUAGUAAAUAUGUCACCGUUAGUACUAGAUGAAUUUUAUCCAGCCAUCGUAGUGACUUCACUAAUGAUAAUGUUGCGCGAUCCGACGUUAGCGCACCACCAUCCAAGUGUUGUGCAUUCUGUAACUUUUAUCUUCCAAUCACUGGGUAUUAAAUGCGUCCCGUACAUAUCACGUGUGACGCCAACGCUUCUACACGUUAUUCGGACAACGGAAAACAGCAAUUUUCGUGAAAUACUUUUGACGCAAUUAGCACAAUUGAUAUCUGUUGUGAAAAUCCACAUUCGAAACUAUCUGGAAGACAUUUUUGACAUGAUAAGGGAGUACUGGACUCCCAACAGCCACCUCCAAGCUACCCUAAUAAUGUUGGUCGAACACAUAACGGUCGCGAUCGGUACAGAAUUUAAAAUUUACUUACGUAAAAUACUACCGAACAUUCUUAGGGUAUUGAAACACGACACAAGCAAGGAUAGAUUUUUGACAGAGAAACUGUUAAUAACAAUACAAAAGUUUGAGAAUAAUUUGGAUGACGUGCUCUUGUCGGUGGUGCCAGCGAUAACCGCCCUGUUUGACGGGAGAAACAUUCCGUUCGCAAUUUCGAAGCUUGCGAUGGAGACCAUCGAGCAUCUCUCCGUGCACUUGUGCGUCAAACAGUAUUCGGCGACAAUCAUUCAAGCCCUCGUCAAAGUUUUGGAUAACAACGCUUCAUUGAGGCAAACUGCAAUGAACACUCUCUCCGCUUUGAUAGUUCAAAUGGGCCGCGAAUACAUAGAUUACAUACCGUCUAUGGAAAGGAUAUUAUCGAAACAUAAAAUACAAUGUCCUAACUAUAUCGUGUUGGUAACGCGGUUACAGCUAAUAUCUACGCUUGCAUCAGAUGAUGAUUAUUUGGACGAAACGCGGUCAAGACUUCGUAAUCAAAAGAACGAAAUGGUAAGGUGCACAACGGAAAUGCAGCCUAUACAGAAAGUUACGUUAAAUGUACACAAUUUACGUAAAUGUUGGUCUGUCCAUAACAUUGUGUCCAAAGAAGACUGGAUGGAGUGGUUGCGUCUGCUCAGUGUCGGCUUCCUGACCGAAUCCAACAGCCCUGCUAUCAGAGCCUGUUCUACUUUAGCACACAACAACCCUCAACUUGCGAGCGAUCUGUUCAAUGCGGCGUUCAUGUCGUGCUGGACGGAGCUGGACGAGUCCUCGCGCAAGGACUUGGUGGCGGCCUUGGAGCGAGCACUCACCGUGCCCGACCUGCCGGAAUUAGCGUUAGCGGUCCUCAACCUGGCCGAGUUUAUGGAGCAUUGUGAAAAAUCAUUGUUACCGAUUUCCAUAAAGUUACUCGGAGACACAGCUAUAAGCUGUAGGGCUUACGCUAAAGCUCUUUAUUAUAAGGAGGAAGAGUAUAAGAAAAAUCCGUGUACGAAGGUAAUUGAAGCUUUAAUUCAUAUAAACAAUAAGUUGCAACGUAAAGAAGCUACUAACGGCUUACUCGAAAAAGCAGUUAGUGAAAACAAAAACGGAGAGAAUGCUAUAAAUAACCACGUUCACUGGUACGAAAAACUUAACAAUUGGGACCAAGCUCUAGAACUGUAUACUAUUGCAUUAGAAUCUCAGCCCAACGACGAGGCUUCAAAGUUGGGAACGAUGCGGUGUCUGGAAGCUAUGGGCGAAUGGAAAAGAUUGUACAGUAUGACCCACGAUCAAUGGGACAACAUGGACGAGGAGUUUCGUAAUAAAUCUGCGAAAAUGGCCGCAGCGGCAUCUUGGGGUCUUCAAGAAUGGUACUCGAUGAAGAAAUACGUGGAACUGAUUCCAGAAAGUACCCAAGACGGGGCUUUUUACAGGGCCAUCAUAAACAUACAGGACGGACAGUGGGCCGAAUCGAGACAUUACAUCGAUCUUGCCAGAAGUCUCAUAGAUGUCGAGCUGACAGCAGUGGUUGGAGAAAGUUAUCAAAGGGCUUAUGGAACACUAGUCAACGCCCAACUGCUAACCGAAUUAGAAGAAAUUAUCACUUAUAAAUUAAUAGAAGAAAGACGAAGCACAAUCCGAAAGACUUGGUGGACACGACUCCAAGGCGGGCAGAGGCUGGUCGAGGAUUGGAGGAAGAUAUUACAAGUGCGCAGUCUAGUCAUGUCGCCGAGAGAAGAUUUUCAGACGUGGUUGAAAUUUGCGUCGCUAUGCAGGAAAACGGGCGCAAUUAAUCAAGCGCAUAAGAUAGUUAUUUCGGUGUUGGGCAGCGAUCCGAUCUCGAACCCCGACGUCAUGUUACACGUGCAGGACCCGCGAAUCGUUCUGGCUUACAGCAAGAACUUAUGGGAUGUCGGCAACAAACGUUACGCUCACGAUGUCUUGCAAAGAUUCGUGGAUAGCACCGAACCGGAAAACGAAGAACAUUGUCGUCUCUUAGCGCGUUGUCACUUGAAAUUGGGCUCGUGGUGCGAAGCAAUACACGAAAUCAAUGAGCUAUCGAUCCCGGAAAUCUUAAGGAACUACGCGACCGCAACGAUCCUCGCCCCGGAAUGGUACAAAGCGUGUCACGCGUGGGCGUGUAUGAACUUCGAAACGGUUCUGUUUUACAAGCAACAAGACAACACGUCGGAGAGCAGUGUAACGGGCGGUACUGGCGAGAAAAAAGUCGCUCGAACCGACUUCAUAAACGCGUACACGAUACCCGCUAUCGAAGGUUUCUUCAAGUCUAUAAGUUUGUCGAACGGCAACGCUUUGCAAGACACGUUGAGAUUGUUGACUCUGUGGUUCGACCACGGACAUCAUCCGGCCAUUUACGAUGCAAUAUUCGAAGGGAUACGACAGAUCGACAUCAAGAUAUGGCUACAGGUCAUACCACAGCUGAUAGCCAGGAUCGAUUCGCCGCGAAGUCUCGUAGCUAAACUGGUUCACAUCCUUUUGAUUGAUAUCGGAAAAUCUCACCCUCAAGCCCUGGUUUAUCCAUUGACGGUCGCGACGAAGUCAUCGUUCGUGACCAGGAAAAACGCCGCCAACUACGUAUUGAAAACUAUGUGCAUUCAUGCACAGAAUCUGGUGAACGAAGCCGCUAUUAUUUCGGAAGAGUUGAUCAAAGUGGCAAUACUGUGGCACGAUCAAGUUUACAUAGCACUCGAUGAAGCGUCAAGGUUUUGUUUCAGCGAGAAAGAUUAUAAGAGAAUGUUUAAAACUUUGGACAAAAUGCACGCAAUGCUGGAUACCCCUCCGGAGACGUUGAAGGAAGUCUCAUUCCUGCAGAUGUAUGGACGCGAUCUACAGGAGGCGCGGCGCUGGUGCGAGUUAUACAAGGAGAGCAACGAAGAGAGGUACCUGAACGAAGCGUGGGAUCUGUACUACCACGUGGUGCGGCGCAUCCAAGCCCAGUUCCGGUCGCUGACGUCACUGGAGCUGCAGUACGUCAGCAAACGUUUGCAUUCGUGCAAGGACCUGGAGCUGGCCGUCCCGGGCUCGUACGUGCCUAAUCAGAAAAUAAUUAACAUCUCGUACAUACACAGCAAUUUGCAGGUAAUCAAGUCGAAGCAGCGUCCGAGACGUCUGACCAUACAGGGCUCUGACGGCAAACAGUACAUGUUCCUGCUGAAGGGCCACGAGGACCUGCGGCAGGACGAGCGCGUGAUGCAGCUCUUCGGAUUGGUCAACGCUCUGCUGCGGGCCGACGCCGACACGUACCGACACGACCUCGCCAUACAGAGAUACGCGGUCAUACCGCUCUCCCCCAACUCCGGACUCAUCGGCUGGGUCCCGCACUGCGACACUCUCUACAAUCUAAUCAGCGAAUUUCGCGAUAAAAAGACGAACAAAACGGCGCUGAACACGGAACAGCAGAUCAUGUUGAGGAUGGCCUCGGAUUACCAGAAGUUGAUGCUGAAGCAUAAGGUGGAGGUUUUCGAAUACGCGCUUUCGCAGACGCCGGGCAACGACCUGGCGCGGCUGCUGUGGCUGAAGAGUCCGUCGUCGGAGGUGUGGUUCGAGCGGCGCACCAACUACACGCGCUCGCUCGCCGUCAUGAGCAUGGUGGGCUACAUCCUCGGCCUCGGAGACAGGCACCCGUCCAACAUCAUGCUGCACAAAGUCACCGGCAAGGUCCUGCACAUUGACUUCGGCGACUGUUUCGAAGUCACGCAGACGAGGGAGAAGUUUCCCGAAAAGAUACCCUUCAGACUGACCAGGAUGCUCAUCAAUGCUAUGGAGGUAACCGGCAUCGAAGGUACGUACCGCUUCACCUGCGAAUCUGUGAUGCACGUCCUCCACAAACACAGAGACAGCGUAAUGGCUGUGCUCGAAGCCUUCGUCUACGACCCGUUACUGAACUGGCGGCUUGUAGACAACGACCAUCACUCCAUCACGGAGUCCUCGUUCUCCUCAGACAUAGACUAUUCGUACACCCUCCCGAACAGAAGCCGAAAUCAUUUGCUUUACGAAUCACCAGAGAUCCCGCCCGAGGCUAAUCUAAAUAAACGCGCGGUCGCCAUUUUGAACAGGAUUAGGGACAAAUUGACCGGAAGGGACUUUCCUAAUGUUGAAUCUAUAGUGAGCGUGCCCCAACAAGUGGAACUGCUCGUGAAGCAGGCGACAAGCAAUGAGAACCUCUGUCAGUGCUAUAUCGGCUGGUGUCCAUUCUGGUAGUGGACCAACUGUAAUGGUAUAUAUAUAUAUAUAUAACAUUUCUGUGUAUAUAUAUAUAUAUAUACACAGAAAUGUUAAGCGAAAACCAACUUCGCUCGAUCUGAGAACGUAACAGUAUCUUAUUAUAAUAUACGAUGUUACAUCAUAUAUUAUAAUAAUAUACGGUAGAAGAACGUAAAAGUAUAUUAAAACCAUAAAAUCUUGUCGAAAACAGAUAAUUAAAAGAAAAAUUAAUAGGUAUCGUAAUGUUUAUGUCCUAGUGAGUUUUUCUUAUUUACGAUCCAAUAUAUUUAUUAAUAUCCGAAAUAUGAACAGAAACAAAAGUUUAAUUUUCUCAACAUUUCUGUUUGUUUUAAGUUCCUUCAUUAGUUAUAUUGAGUAUUAAUAUGUUUUGUACAUUAAGUAUAGUAUAUUAUAUUAGAUUAGUUCGUAUUUAUAAAUGUCGUAAUAAAAUUUUCGAUAAGUAUUACUAUAACAGUUUUGUUUCGUUAUUAAAUUAAAAGGACGGUAGGUCGUAAAAAGUAUACUUUUAAUGUUUAUACAAAUAACAUAGAUAUUAAGAAGCUUAUUUAAUUGUUAAUAAUGUAAAUAGCAAUUGUUAAAGAGUCGUUACUUUUAUAGACGCUGUAAGAAUUAAUUUCACGCGACUGUCUGACAUGAGUUUGUUUCUUCUUACAUUAGGUAUUAGGUUCAAGUACUGAGAAACGCUAUAAGGUAUUUAUUUGACUGUGCUAAAAAAUUUAGCCGAAAGAUUUCGUUAAAAUAUACAACAUUUCAGAAGAAUAUGUUUAAUAUUCAAUUUUGAAAACAUUGGAUUAGUUUGACCGAAAACCCUAUGACAUUUAUUCUCUAUCUCGUGACGUCAUAAGUGAAUGUCAUUCUACUUGGAGUUAUCAAUUCAAAAUAUUGAAUUUUAAAAAUUUGGAUGCGUUUUGAACUUGGAAUAAACCAUCUGUAUUUCUGUGUAACAGUCAAAUGCGUACCCUAUUAAACUGAAACCUUUUUGCUAAUUAUUUAUAAACCAAAUAGAUUUUAUAUGAGUUUAAUUCUCACACUCUCUCAAUUUUUUCAAUUUUGUUAGCGUAGAUAACCGAAUUGUCUAUGUAAAAUUAAUUUAUGGUUUUGAAGUUUUCCAAUCGACGUAUGAAUAAACCAAAACUCACACGUUCUCACAAAAGAGGUCGUGCGAAUAUCUCGAGAACAAAAUUCGUAACAAAUAAAUAUAUGUUUUCAUUCAGUCAAAACUGAUAUCGCUGCGAAUACGUGUAUUAUCUGGAAUUAAUAGUAGAUAUUACACAUAAUAUUUAGAUGAACAAUAAUCACUGCCAAUAAGAUAAAUAACAAUAUAUUUUUGUGUUGAAUAAUAAACAAUACGGGUAUAAUUAUGGUAAUAAUAAUUGUUGACUGCCAUUUUGCAUUUCCAUUAACUCAUAACGAUUUUUUACAUUUAACAUCGUAAACAUAAUUCAGACACAUAGUUUCAUAGCAAAAAUUAAACGAAUUAUUAUGUGAACGUAAUAAUUUACAAGAAUUUGGAUACAUUUCGCAAAUUUUUUUAUUUUUGUGUAAGCACUAAAUAAAAAAUAAUGUCCAUACAGACGUAAUGACAGUUGCCAACAAUGGAAAUAUCUCUACUUUUACAAGUAAUAUUUAUUUAUGAAAAGUAGAAUACAAAACUAACCAUGGCAAGAACAUUGGAAAAGGUACAAUUCUUUUACGAGUAAACCUUUAGAAAAAUGACCAAAAAUUUUUAUUUCAAAUUUCAUUGUUAUAGUAAACAACAAAUCAAGACUGUUAAUUUCUUAAAUUUUAAACUGGUGUAAAGAUUACCACCAGAAGGUUCUUAGUUUCGCUUAGCCGGGGAUGUCCCCGGCAAAAGGUGGAUCUUCACAACACAGUUUGUGUUUGAUUCUCAUGAAAACAAGUGUCUGUUUAAUAACAACGUUUCUUCAGAAACUCAAUUCACACACAUUGCACCUAUUAUUAAGUAAUCUAAGCGUUGUGUUAUCAAAGUGAGAAUAUUAUACAAUAAAGUUUAUUAAAACCUC
Messenger RNA from Bombyx mori (domestic silkworm), 9217 nucleotides. It is a transcript of the gene TOR1, whose product is annotated as target of rapamycin. Gene Ontology annotation, cellular component: TORC1 complex; nucleus; TORC2 complex. Gene Ontology annotation, biological process: protein phosphorylation; TOR signaling; negative regulation of macroautophagy. Gene Ontology annotation, molecular function: protein binding; protein-containing complex binding; protein serine/threonine kinase activity. NCBI's taxonomy places the organism in Eukaryota, Metazoa, Arthropoda, Insecta, Lepidoptera, Bombycidae. The transcript has 11 exons. The coding region runs from base 255 to 7169 and encodes 2304 amino acids. The record is from RefSeq and is a predicted model, not a curated record.